Stegodyphus dumicola is the source of this 4351-nucleotide messenger RNA. Its product is annotated as sn-1-specific diacylglycerol lipase ABHD11-like. NCBI's taxonomy places the organism in Eukaryota, Metazoa, Arthropoda, Arachnida, Araneae, Eresidae. Gene Ontology annotation, molecular function: carboxylic ester hydrolase activity. Gene Ontology annotation, cellular component: mitochondrion. The record is from RefSeq and is a predicted model, not a curated record. Gene Ontology annotation, biological process: lipid metabolic process.
AAGAAGCAGUGUGGGAUCACUUUCACAAGAUAUCACACUCUGAAGAGGGUGGAUAAUCGAUAUGAAGUCAGUUUACCUUGGAUCAACGAUAAAGAAGCUUUACCAAGUAACAGAGAAGUUGCUGGAAAACGAUUGAUUUCCAUGACAAAGAAGCUCAUGUUGAAAGAUAAAUUUGAAACAUAUAAUGCAGUGUUCGACUUGAAUCUAGAGAGCAGUGAUCAAAUCCAUUUAGACCAAUGUGAACCUUCUUUGAAGGAAGUGGCUACAAAAUUGAAAAAUUCCUUCUAUGUUGACAAAACUGAUUCAGUGAAUUCGAAUGAAGAAGCAGAAUACUUUAUUGCAAAAUCAACUCAGUUAAUGGUGUAUGCUGUCGAUGCUAGAAAUCAUGGUGAAAGUGAAAGAAGUGAUUUCUUCAAUUUUGAUAUUUUAUCAGAAGAUCUGGAACAUUUCAUGGAUACAAACAGCAUACCCAAAGCAUCUUUCAUUGGUCACAGCAUGGGUGGGAUUGCAGUAAUGUCUUUAGCUCUCAAAGCACCAGAAAAGGUAGAAAAAAUUAUCGUGGAAGAUGUGUCUCCCAAAGAACCAGAGCAAGAAUUGUAUUAUGUUUUUCAAGCUAUGGUUGCAGAAUUAAUCAAAUGUUUUGAGCAAUCAAGUAAAUCAGAUACUGAAGGCACAAUGCAUCAGAAAUUAAGAGAAUGCAUUUAUCGUACUGUUCCUAUGAUUCCUGAUGAGGACAGAGAGGUCAUACAGUCUAUGAAAUUCCCAGUAAAGAAAACUGAAAAUGGAUUUGUAUCACUAACAAAUCUGACUGCGCUUUUGGAAGCAGUAAAGAACCCACCUAUUUGUCACUUUUCUCAGAAUAAUGCAUUCAGUGGUGAUGCAUUAUUUAUAUAUGGUGGUCAAUCAAACUUUUGCAUUUUAGAUGACAAGGAAAUCAUUUUAAAGCAUUUUCCAAAAGCAGUGUUUUGUUGUUUUGAAAAUGCUGGUCAUGAAGUAUGUGCCCGUUACCCUGAGCGUUUUCUGAGUGAAGUCCUCAAUUUUUUAUAAUUUGCUGUAUACAUAUGUUGUUAUAUUUAACUGUUAAAAUUACUGAGAUAUUUUUGUGAAUUAUUAAAAAUUACUCAGACUUCCUAAUGAUUGUAAUUCUAAAAACUUAUAUCAGUAAUGACAUUGCUGAUUUGAUAAUUUACCAAAUAUCAUGACAUUUUACUAUUGUUAGAUUAUUUAACUUAUAUGACAAAUAUAAAAAUUUUUUAUGUCUUCUGUAAAAUUAUGUGUUUUAGCAGUUAUUUUGACAGUUUUGGAAUUUAAUCAAAAAAAAAAAAAUUGAGGAAUAACCAAAAACUGUUAGUAAGCAUUAUUAACUGAAUAUGGUUAAAGGUUUGAAGUAUUAUUAUUUUUUCAGAAUUCUUGGAAAAAAAUACUUAAAACGGAUUAAAUACUAAAUACAGAAUUUUGUUCAAUGUUACCUAGCUCAUCAGAUAAAUUUAAUUAAAGUUGGAAAAUUAUGAUAAUUUUCUCUAUGCAAUUCAAGCACCUGAUCUUCACACUUAUUAGAAAUUAAAACAAUCAAAUAUUUAAUGAGCAUUUUUCUUUAAAAAUAAAUGCAUUUUAUUGAGACUGUGAAAACUUUUCUCAUGACUACUUCUUCUUAAGUGUAAAAUUUAAUAAUGCAUUCUAUAAAAAUGUGAACUUGGUGUCACUUGAAAUGUUUAGAAUAUGGAGGAAAUACAAUAAAAAUAUUCAAUUCCAUUUGUCAAAAUUAAUAUUACAUUGUUGAGUAACUUCUGCCUAAAGUUUGCAAAUUGUAACAAAUGUUUCUCAGUUAAAUUAUUUUUAAUGAUCUCACAUGAUAUUGUAUUUGUUGAUAAUGAAUCAUGUAUUUGUUGAUAAUGAAUUAUCAUGCUAUGGUUUUCUAGUGCGAAAUUUUGCAAUUUUACAUUAGUGCAUUGACACAGUUUUAUGAACUCCCCCAUGGAAGAAACUUAUGUUAAUGAAAAAUGUAAAUUGUGCCCUUAUAUUCUUGAAUAAUGCAUUCCAAGACCUACAUUGGUUAACACCCAUUGCUAUAAGUAAUGCAGUUUUAAUGUAACAUACUGAAAUCAAAUAAGAUUUUAUUUGAUAAAUUACGUAUGAUAAGAAAUUACCUGCUUUCAUCCUCUCAUGUGAAUGAAAGUGAAGGAUUCUGAUAUUUCAGCGGAUUCUCUACAGUGCAAAUAACUUCAACUUUUAGUCAAAUCCUCAACAAUAAAAAUAACAUUUUCUAUCAAAUGACUUCAUAAGCAAUGAAAUAUAUAUUUAAAUUGUGCAUGUAUGCUAUACUUAUGCUCAGAAAUGCCAUGAGAACAUGCAUUUGAGCUGCUCUAUUUCACAGUAUUAUAGGCUAUUUUUAUUUAACAUAUAUUUUGUAAUCAUAUAUAAAUAUAUUUAAUUUUAAAAGGAAUUUUAAACAACCAGGGAAUACGAGGGCACAACUAUACUUUGAAUUUUGUUCAUAAUGUAGAUCAGCGAUUCUCAACCAUUGGUACGCAAGAGGAAAGUAGGUGGUAUGCAAAGAAACAAAGUAUUUGUAACAAUUAAAUUAAAAAAUCUGCUGAAGAAAAAGAAUAAUUGAUAGAAAUUUCCUGUAAUCGAAAUCAAACUGCAGAUUAAAAAAAUAACACACUUGUUAAUUGGCUGAAACCAAAAAAAAAAAAAAAAAAAAAAAAAAAGAGAAUUUAAAGGCAAUCCAAAUAUAGCUAUCAAAUUUUUGCUGCUUUUUUGCUCGACCUAUUUCUGUGAACAAGGAUUUUCUUCCAUAUUAUAUUUGGAAAAUAUAUACAGAACAAAAUUAAAAGUGGAUCCUAAUUUAUGAUCUAAGCUAAGUGAAAUAAGACCAGACAUAAAUGUUAAGACAUCUCUUAAGCACACCCAAAUUUCACACUAAAUUUUAGAAUAAGUAUUAUAACUUAAAUUUUGAUAGUUAAAAUGGUAACUAAUUUUUAAUGUAAUAAUUUUCUGAUACAAAUAGCCAAUAGGUUGUGCAAAUGGCAAAGUGUACUUUUUUUUAAUAUUUCUAUUGAAAAAUUAAAGAAUAAUCAUUGUGAAAUGUAGUGGUCAUGCUAAAGUUUUUCAAUUUUUGUUUAGUGGUACACAUUAGUCAAAAGGUUGAGAACCACUGAUGUAGAUUCUUUUAUAUGCACUUGUUAAUCAGUAUUUUGGAUGUUGAUCUGUUCCUUAUUCUAUUUCAUACAUCUUGUGAUAUCUAUUUCAGUAUUUUUUAUUAAAGGAAAAUAAUUUUAUUAAUGUGUAAUUUUUAUUAGAAUUUUAUAUGAAGUAUUUUUUAUUCUCAAUUUUGAAGUAUUUUUGUGUGUUGUGUAAUAAUUUUUAUUGGAUAUACAGUAAUUUGUUGUCACUUUAGAGUUAGUUAUGAAUUAAUGUGUUAUAUUCAGAAAUUUCAGUGUUAUUUACUAUCAUAAAAUGUCUCAUUAUAUAUGGAAGUCGUGUUUUAAAUUAUUGUUGUAAUUUAAAAAACUAAACUAUUGAUUAUUGUGUGUCUGUUUCUUCAUUAUAGUACUCUAAAUACAGUUGGGAUUUAAGAAAAUUAAAUGUUGUUUUAUUUAAGGUAAAAUUUUAAUUUAAAAGAGGCAUAAUGUGAUAAACUCAAAAUAUGCAAAGUACAUCUUCAUAUUAACUUCUUAACCCCUUAACUGCCGCGGGCGUAUAUAUACGCCUUGCUCAGCCGAUGCGUUAACUGCCCCAGAUGCGCAGCCGAUGCAUUAACUUUGCGAAUAAUUUUAGGUGUGUAGCAGCGCAAAGCAAAUGAUAGCAGUUUGGAAGGACGUAUAUAUACGCCUGGGGCAGUUAACGCAUCGGCUGAGCAAGGCAUAUAUAUACGCCCGCGGCAGUUAAGGGGUUAAUACGUGGUUUGUGCAUUCGGUAAAUAUUUCAGCGUUAAAUUCUCCUUUGGGCAUAUGUUGUGAGUUGCUCAUUUAUUAUAAUACAUAUUUAAAUGUGCAAAAUAUAUUGAUUGUGUUGGAAAAGUAUUUAAAAUUACACUAAAAACUUUUGCAAAAUAAUUUUACUAAAACAUGUUUAUUCCAGGUUAUAUAAGUUCUGUGUUUAACUGUAUUUACUUGACUUGGGCUCACCAAUAAACUUAUUUUACCUUAAUUGACUCAUUCAUUAUAGCAACCUGUAAAAAAUUACAAUAAUAAACAAGCUUUCUGUAUAAACUAAAUUUUAAUCUUUCCAAAUUUAGAUUGAUAAAUUUGACUGUUAAUAUUUGUAUAUGUAAUCUUUUUAAUACCUUUUGGAAACUAAAACAAAGUAUUAAAUUUAUGAAAUAAAAAAGCAUAUGCAAAAAUGUCAA